UGAGAAUGAGUACUUCUUCAUCCUGUAAAUAAGCUUAAGAUGCAGUUCUGAAUUGUUCCAUGUUGUUGACGUACCCUCAUAGAUAUCCGAUAACUGCUAUACCUUACACAGUAUGUGAAUAACCUACUGUUGACGAAAUGAUAUGAAGUGGAGUUUGAUAAAUGGGUGGCAUGGAUUUUGGAAGGGUCACUGUCUUUCAGUAGUAAAAUAGUUUUGGAAAAAACCAGCCGUCAGUAUGAUGCACAAUGUGUCCCGUGCUGUCCAUGAUCGAGUCAAUCCAGUGGUACUCAAGACUAUGCACUGUAGUUGUGAGGGAGCGCUGAAUGCCCUGGCCAUCAACAGAGACACAUCUCUUGCUGUGGUUGCAGGUCGCACUGUAUUUAAAAUAUUUGGCAUAGAAGAUGAAAAGUUUGAGGAGAAAAUGAAUCUUCGUGUUGGGCGAAAUGUCAACCUCAACUUCAGUGCAUCAGAUGUGACCUGGAACCAAAACGAAGAUAACAUAUUAGCAUCAGCCGCCACUAAUGGGUCUGUGGUUGUAUGGGACAUUAACAGGACAAGUAAAUCCAAACAGGAUUAUGUGUUUACGGACCAUAAUCGAACAGUGAAUCGGGUUCGUUUCCAUGAAAACGAAGUGAAUCUGCUGUUAAGUGGUUCACAGGAUGGAUCAAUGAAAUUGUUUGAUGUGAGGAAGAAGACAGUCACCACCACAUUUGUGUCAGGAAGCAGUGUCCGCGAUGUCCAGUUUUGUCCCAGUGCAUUUAGUUACUUUCAUUUUGCUGCUGCUGAUGAAAGUGGUAACAUUCAGAUCUGGGACAUGAGGCAACCAGACCGUGUCCAGAAACAGAUGACAGCGCAUAGUGGCCCAGUUUUUAGCAUAGACUGGCACCCAGAUGAUAGGAACUGGAUUGCCACUGCAGGCCGUGACAAAUCCAUCAAGGUGUGGGACUUACAAAGAAGCAAGCUUAUGUAUACAAUUCACACAGUCGCCUCCGUGAUGAGAAUUCGUUGGCGUCCCCAGAGGCGUUAUCAUAUUGCUAGCUCCUCCCUUCUCGUUGACUUCAGCAUCAACAUCUGGAACAUUCAGCGACCUUACAUACCCUUCGCAGCCUUUGAGGAACAUAAAGACGUCACUACAGACAUUGUCUGGAAGAAGGAAGAUCCCCACAUGUUUUACAGCUGUAGUAAGGACAGUACAUUGUACCAACAUGUGUUCAAAGAUGCCAAACGUCCAGCUGACCAUGUCACACCAUCUGGAAUCGACAUGAACCUUGAUUACACAGUAUCCCAUGCCCACGGGGAACGUACACUUUCUACAGACAAACACAGUUCUGGGAGGCUGUCGAUAUUUCAGAAGAAGCCAUCCCGUAGUGAUCAUUUCACACAGGCAUUCAGUACUUUGCACGUUCACAGCUGUGAUAAACAUAAGACCUCUUUGUCGAUGGACUGGUUUCGGGACUCUGCACGGCGUUACCUCCUGAAGGGAUUUUCAUUGGACAAACUUUGUGAACACAAUGCUCAAGUGGCUGAAAGUCAAGGUCGCUACCAGGUGGCCCAGAGUUGGAGAAUGCUGAUGGUGAUGUAUUCACAAAGCCUUUACACCGAUCCACAGUUCCGAACACUCUCCAUGGUUUCCAAUGGCAGUGAUAAGCCUGACACAGAUAAAGGCAAGACAGAUGCUCAAAAAUCUGUUCAUCAAGAUUCGGGCAAUAAUGAUGUCACUUCUGGAGGAAGUGACGAUGAUUCUGACAAAGAAAUUAUCAAAGAAAAUCUAUCUAGUAUUGCACGAGGACAACCUUCUACAGAAUGGGAUAUUCUGUUCGAUGGUGAUCAACUUACAUAUGAUUCCUUAGGAGAUUUGGACAAGGGAUUACAGGAGCUCAUCCUACCAAAUGAAGCCUUCGUACCUCGUCAUGAGAUAAAGGAACAUCCAAAUCCUCUGAACUCUUUGCCGAAUGGCCAUGAUUCUCCCACUAGUGCCAAUGAAAGUGAGAGUAAUAUGCAGAACCUGCAACACAGCUCGAGGUCAAAUGUCGACGAAGAAGUCCUGGUAACAUUCUCAAAUGACAUGAAUGUGCCAAACCUAGGAUUCUCUAAUCAUGUGGUGGACAUGUUGUACUUUUAUGCUGAACAGGGUGAUGUGCAGACUCCAGUGUGUAUGCUGCUUGUAUUAGGACAGAAAAACCGCCCUGAAAUUGACAUCGCUACUCAGGAAAACUGGUUCAUGUCCUAUAUAGACUUGCUGGGCAGGUUUAAACUGUGGACGAUAUCCAAUGACAUUAUUAAGAUGAGUUACCUCCCUCAAAUCUCCAUGAUGAACCAGCAGUCGACACGCAUCCCUUUACACUGCUCGAUGUGUAAUAAAGUCCUGUCACGUGUCGGCUGGCUUUGUGAUCGAUGCAAGAUUAUCGUCAACACCUGUGCCUUGUGCCAUCACCCAGUGAAAGGUCAAUUCCUGUGGUGCCAAGGGUGUUCUCAUGGUGGCCAUCUACAACAUAUGUCUGACUGGUUCUCCACCCGAAAAUUCUGCCCUGCUGGCUGUGGACAUAUGUGUGAAUUCACAUGAUCUUCAUGUGAAUCUUACUGUUAUGUGAUCUGUGAUUCUUGUUAUGACUUACAUGUGAUUUGAGAGUUAUUCCUGUGAAUUCUGGGAUAGUAUGAAUUACUUUGUAGCUGCCUACUUUACUGCCUAAUAUGCACAACACUUUGGUUCUAUCAAGAUAGAUUUUUCACUCUUAAAUACAGCCAUCAUUAUGCCCUAAACUUGCAAAAUACAAAGUACUGUUCUAUGGUAAAAAGGAUAUUUUGUGCUUCUCAAAAUUUAUGUUUUUCAGAGAAAAAAAUUGCAUGGGCAUCAGUACUCUUAAUUUCAUAGGUUUAUAGUGUCCUUAUGACUAGCUUAGAUAAGUUUUAAACUAAUUAAGGUUUGAGAAUAGAAAAUAUUACUGAAGAGCAGAUUAGUAACUUGAGAAUGUUGAGUACCCAAGAAACAAAUGAAAAUACGAAAACAACCAACCCUAACUCAAAGACAUUAGUCCAAUGAUUAAAAAGUUAAUUUGUUGAUACCAAGUAAGUAUACUAUUUUGUACUUUAUUAUGAAGUCUUAAUUGUUGUCUUAUUUCAUUGUUUGUCAAUAGGCAUUCACACAGUAAAAGUUUCUACAUGUGGAAUAUUACAAACAGGAAAAGGUCAACUCCAUGUAUGACUCUCAAUGUGAAUGAUAGAGAAUGGAAUGUUUGGAGUAUAUGGAGGUGACACUGUAUGUGACUCGGUGUCAAUGAUAGAGAAUGGAAUGUUUGGAGUAUAUGAAGGUGACAUGUAUGUGACACACAGUGUGAAUAAUAGAGAAUAGAAUGUUGGCAGUAUAUGGAGAUUAUACUUCAUGUGAUACAGUGUAAAUGAUACAGAACAGAAUGUUAGUAUAUGGAGGUGACACUAUAUGUGACUCGGUGUCAAUGAUAGAGAAUGGAAUGUUUGGAGUAUAUGGAGGUGACACUGUAUGUGACUCUUGGUUUGUAUGAUGGAAAAUGGUUGAUCCAAGGAUGUUCAACACCAAUUUUUGUUGAGAAUGUGGACAUUGGAAUUUUUCCACAUAGUUAAAGAAUUUUUUUGUGUUUGUAUCUGGAGAAUGUAAUUGACCUUAAGUGAUAGGGAGUGUAAAGUUUGGCUGCUCUGCUAUGGAUUGUAGAAUUUUUCUGACAUUGAUCAUAAAACUUUAAUGAUGAAAUGGAAUUUUCUAGGUGUGAGCUUGAAUUUUCCUAGAAUUUUCCAGAUGUCAGCCAGACUUUUUCAGACUGAUCAAAGUGAAUUUAAGUCUGACUCUCAAGGUUCUACUUCAUUCAAGUACCUAAGAUUUGAGUUGUUGUUAAGAACUGCAUUCAUCCAAGUCCUGAAAAAGUAGAACCUGACAUAAGAUAACCGCAGGUUCAGUGACAUAUUCAGCCUAUGGUUUUUCUUUUUCUGAUGGAUUUGUGUUGGGGACCUGUCUUAAACUCAAUGACAUGGUUUCCUAAUUCUAGGUGAAAUGAAGCAAGUCUUUGUACACUAAUAGUUCAGGAUGUGAUAUAAUAUUUAGUACAGGUGAAAAUGGUUUGUAUUUGACGUAAAGAUACAUUCCCUAUAUCCAGCACAUGUCGUCUCAUGUAUCAUGGAGUGAUUCUGUGCAACUUGGACCUUGUCGCCAAGGUUACACAAAGUGCCAAAAAGUGUAAACAAAUGAUCAUAAGAAAGGUUGUUUUAAAAGAAAACUCAAAAAUUAUGUUUUAAUUGUAUCUUGUUUUGUCAACAAACACUUUGCUUUGUGCAAUAAAUUUGAAAAUAUACUGUUUUA
Molecule: messenger RNA, 4327 nt
Organism: Ylistrum balloti
Lineage: Eukaryota; Metazoa; Mollusca; Bivalvia; Pectinida; Pectinidae
Product: GATOR complex protein WDR24-like
Exons: 20
Coding region: 236-2563 (775 amino acids)
Biological process (GO): positive regulation of TOR signaling
Molecular function (GO): protein binding
Source: RefSeq, a predicted model, not a curated record